Molecule: messenger RNA, 2110 nt
Organism: Anoplophora glabripennis (Asian longhorned beetle)
Lineage: Eukaryota; Metazoa; Arthropoda; Insecta; Coleoptera; Cerambycidae
Gene: rtet
Product: major facilitator superfamily domain-containing protein 10
Exons: 6
Coding region: 289-1602 (437 amino acids)
Biological process (GO): transmembrane transport
Cellular component (GO): brush border membrane
Molecular function (GO): transmembrane transporter activity
Source: RefSeq, a predicted model, not a curated record
CUGUUCCUGUUACCUGUUGAUAGUGUUGAUCAACAGACUGUGUUGAGUGCGCUGUUAUUAAAUGAUGUAAAAGCAAAAAAAAUUCUGAGUUCCAUGUUCUUAAAUAGUUACAACAUUUUAAAGAUCAAGCAAAAUCUUAAAGAUAAAGAUAAAUUUACUGAUUAAGAUACUCUAUUGAUUACUAUGGAUUGACCUAAUUUUAAACCAUAUUUAAAGAAAAUAGUAAGCUACAAAGUGAAAGUAUUUUAUUUGGAGUCGUCCACUGGAAAUUAUUUAACUGCACUUAAAAUGACUGAAAAAAUGGAGAGAAUUAGCCCCACAGUUUAUAUAGUAUUUGUGUCGUUACUAUUGGAUUUAUUAGCAUUUACUAUGAUACUUCCGUUGCUACCAUCCUUACUUGAACAUUAUAGAAUAAAUGAUAGCACAGGUUUAUAUACAUGGCUUUCCCAUAAAAUAAAUUAUUUUCAACAAUUUGUUGGCGCCCCGGAACGAUUCAGUACAGUAUUAUUUGGAGGAUUUCUUGGAUCGAUGUUUAGUUUUUUACAAUUUGUUGCAGCUCCUAUUUUUGGUGGUAUAUCCGAUGUUAUCGGAAGAAAAAAAGUUAUGAUCGCUUGUCUGAUUGGAAUAUCACUAUCAUAUAUUUUGUGGGCGCUGUCCACUAAUUUGGUAAUAUUCAUACUUGCCCGAUUUUUUGGUGGUAUAAGUAAAGGAAACGUAUCACUUAGUAUGGCUAUAAUUACUGACGUGUCAUCUAUGAAAACAAGAGGAAAAGGAAUGGCACUUGUUGGAAUUGCUUUUUCUUUAGGUUUUAUUAUUGGACCGCUAAUUGGAGCAAUUUUCGCGGUAUGGGCUAAGCAAAAAUCGGGCGAAUGGUUUGUAGUCCCAGCAUUAUUUGCUUUUUUGCUUUCAAUUGCCGAUUUAAUUUUCUUUACCAUAUUCUUUAAAGAAUCACUACCUAAAGAAAAACGUUCUAAAAGUGUUAUGAAAACUUUGAAAAAUGCCAAAGUGCUGAUUAACGUUAUAGACUUGUUUCGAUUUACAGCAGUUGCAAGUGUAAAAGACGCAAAUUUGAAAAAAUUGAGGAAAAUAGGAUUAAUUUAUUUUGUAUAUUUAUUCAUUUACAGUGGAUUAGAAUUUACUUUAACUUUCCUUACCCAUCACGUAUUUAAUUACACCUCAAUGCAACAAGGCUGGAUGUUUUUCGUAUUAGGGUUAACAAUGGCAUUAAUGCAAGGAACAUAUGUGAGAAGAGUACCCCAGAAUAAAAUUAAAAAAACCGCAGUUAACGGUUUGUGGCUAAUUGUACCUACAUUUAUUUUGGUUGGAAUAGCUAAAGGGCAAAUAAUGUUAUAUUUAGGAUUAUUUUUGUAUGCAAUUUCAACUGCUAUGGUUGUUCCAUGCAUUACGACUAUGGCUUCUGAAUAUGGCAAUGACCAAGAAAAAGGUACUGUUAUGGGUAUUUUCCGUUCUUUAGGGGCAUUGGCAAGAGCACUGGGACCUAUUUUUGCGAGCAUAGCAUUUUGGAGUGUUGGUUCUACAGUGACAUACUUGACAGGCGCUGUAUUUUUAUUAUGGCCUGCUUUAGCUUUACAGAAAAUUUAAAAUAUUUGACACAAGACACAUUUCCUCUGAUCAGAGACAGUAUGGUACUAAUGUCGUGUCAAAUUUUCAUAUUUGUGAUAAUGAAAUGUAGAUAAUAUUGAAAAUAUGUAUUAGAAUUUUUAUAUAAUUUAUUUUUUACUUAAAAACUUUUAUAUGAUAUUUGAUAUAUGUGUAAAGUUGGAUCAGUAUAACUAUUUAAGUUUGUGUUUAUUACAAACAGUAUAAAAUUCUUUAUUUGCUGUUUAUGUGCCAAAAUAAUGUGUAUGUUCUGUCUAAGUAUAUUUUAAAUAAUUAUUUGAUUUAAUACUGCCCAGUGAAUUAAUUGUACAUAAUCACAAAUUAAUUUAUUAUAUACGCAUCCUAAUAUUAUAUGUCAAAUAAAUAUUAAUUUUUCAUAUGCUUGCAUUAAUGAGGAGUCACAUCAUAUUAUUUGUAUUUUUAUAUUUGAUAAUCAGUAUUGAUUUUCUUUUAUCAGUAUUACAUAUUUACUUUCAUCACGAACAAUGUU